Molecule: messenger RNA, 1451 nt
Organism: Argentina anserina (silverweed cinquefoil)
Lineage: Eukaryota; Viridiplantae; Streptophyta; Magnoliopsida; Rosales; Rosaceae
Product: jasmonate-induced oxygenase 1-like
Exons: 2
Coding region: 190-1275 (361 amino acids)
Source: RefSeq, a predicted model, not a curated record
GCUUGAUGAGAAAAUCAAGUUGCUCACGGCGCCGAAACUAUAGCUAGUUAAGGCUAAAGCAACCCUCCCAUUCGCCGCUUAUAUAAACCUCCUAACUCCUGGCGUUGUAGAUAUAUCUACUUCCGAAGCUCACACUCCACUACUCAUCUCUCUCUCUCUCUCUUUCUCUCUCUACUUUUCAUUUGAAAGAUGAUGAAGUGUUUGCAGAGCUGGCCUGAGCCGAUUGUUAGGGUCCAGUCCCUCGCCGAAAGUGGGAUAACAACAAUCCCCGAGCACUACAUCAAGCCCCUUUCCAAACGACCCUCGACUGGUCUCGUCCACGACGAUGCCACCGUCAACAUCCCAGUCAUCGACCUUCAGGCCCUGGCCGGAGACGAUCAGGAUCUGCGGGAGACCACGCUGCAGCUGGUCUUGAGCGCUUGUAAGGAAUGGGGGUUCUUCCAGGUGGUGAACCAUGGUAUGAGCCACGAGCUGAUGAAGCGGGCUAGGGAGACGUGGCGGGAAUUCUUCGAGCAGCCAUUGGAGGUGAAGCAGGAGUACUCGAAUGACCCGAUCACUUAUGAAGGGUACGGAAGUCGGCUCGGAGUGGAGAAGGGGGCGAUUCUGGAUUGGAGUGACUAUUACUUUCUUCAUUACCUGCCUCCGACGUUGAGGAAGCCUGAAAAGUGGCCUGCUCUCCCAUCCUCAUGCAGGGAUAUGAUUGAAGAGUACGGUGAGGAAGCUACUAGAGUAUGCGGAAUGCUGUUGAGGAUGUUGUCACUAAACCUUGGACUAGGGGAAGACUACCUCCCCAUUGCUUUUGGGGGAGAAGAGAACGUUGGGGCAUGCUUAAGGGUCAAUUUCUACCCGAAAUGUCCCCAGCCAGACCUAACCCUUGGAAUCUCACCGCACUCGGACCCCGGUGGGAUGACCCUCCUUCUGCCUGAUGAGGACGUUGCCGGACUUCAAGUUCGUAAAGGUGAAAAUUGGGUGACUGUAAAGCCCGUUCCGAACGCCUUCGUUGUGAACAUGGGAGACCAAAUGCAAGUUCUGAGCAACGCCAUAUACAAAAGCGUAGAGCACAGAGUGAUUGUGAAUUCAGUCAAAGACAGAGUUUCCCUGGCCAUGUUUUAUAACCCUAAGAGCGAUUUGCUGAUUGAACCGGCCAAGGCUCUCGUCACAAAGGACCGGCCGGCUCUCUACCCGCCCAUGACGUUCGAUGAGUACCGCCUUUAUAUUAGGACCAAGGGGCUUUGUGGCAAGGCACAAGUUGAAUCGUUGAAAAGCCAUGAAUAACAUAUGUAUCGUUCUAUGUGUUUGCUUAAUUAAGAUCGAUCGACAUGAAAAUAUGACGUUUAAUGUACCUACAGACGCGUCGAAUAAUACAUAGCUAGCUUGAUGCCCAAUGUAUGUUUCACAGAGUUGAACUGCUUAAUUGAAUUAUUGUACGUGAUGGGUCAAUGAACAAAUUG